Scutellospora calospora is the source of this 213-nucleotide messenger RNA. The record is from the annotation of a GenBank genome assembly. Lineage: Eukaryota; Fungi; Glomeromycota; Glomeromycetes; Diversisporales; Gigasporaceae.
AGAAGAUUUGAAAUAGAUACAGCAAACCCGAAGAAAAUACUUAAUAGUUUAUUAGAACGACAUCAUAGCAAAAUUGUUUUAGACAAAGUAUUAGUCAAGAGUAAAGAAAAGUUCAUGAAUGCAACAUUAAAAACAGAAGAAGAAGAGAUCAAAGAAGAGAAAAGAGUAAUACAAACCGGUCAUGGAAGAAAUCACAAAAAAAGAAUAGAAUGA